Molecule: messenger RNA, 1388 nt
Organism: Momordica charantia (bitter melon)
Lineage: Eukaryota; Viridiplantae; Streptophyta; Magnoliopsida; Cucurbitales; Cucurbitaceae
Product: DNA-directed RNA polymerase III subunit
Biological process (GO): transcription by RNA polymerase III
Cellular component (GO): RNA polymerase III complex
Source: RefSeq, a predicted model, not a curated record
UCCUCCCUCAUUUUUCCCCCACCCGUUUCACUUGUGAACUGAAUUCUGCCCCCAUUUUUCAAUUUUCCAGUCGCAAGCAUCCCCUGUUUUUUCUCCCUAUUUCUCUCUGCUGCAACGCGCCGCCACGCCGGCGCGACCCCCCUGUGUUAGGGCAACGAACUUUGUUGUUUGAAUUCUCCAAUCGAUGACACGAAUUUCUCGCCCGAAGCUCCACCUUCGCAAGUGGGUAUUUUGAGAUUUCUGGCGCACGACAUCCCCUCUCCCAUUUUUCCGUCUCCUUCCCUCUCAAAAAUCUGAGAUUUUGGGCUUUAAUGGUUUCGCCGACCGACUUGUGUAUCAAUUCUAUCUAUUCAUUCUCCUUCGACUCUCUGUUUCUCUCAAAGGACUGGAGCAACACGAAAGUCCAUCGUCUCUUCAUUCCUCUCGGACUCUAAGCCCUCUGAAAGCCGCUCUCUCAAAACUCUCAAUUCAGCGAAGGAUACUAGUGUGACUAGUGUCACAACUUGCAAAUGAGCGUUUUUUUGUUUCAGCCAUUAUCUGAGUGACUCGUCAAAACAAAAAAGGUUUCUAGAAUUCCAGAGUAUUUUCCUCAUUUGCUCUACACUCAAGGAGAUGGCAUUUAGAGGAGGGCGAGGGCGAGGACGAGGUGGUGGUGGUGGGGCCUUUCAGUACGCCAAGCAAGAACCAUUCGAGCUUUUCCCAGAGAAUGUAACCCUACCCAGCGUUAGUGAUGUGCCUGAAGAAAAAGGCUUGGUUAUUUGUAACUCCAGGUUGCUGAAUUAUUGGAAGGCCUCUCCCUUUUUCCUAGAGGAGAAUGUCUUGAAAAAGAUGCAAAGAACCGAGAUAGAGAAGUUUUCUGAUAGAUCCAAGUUAAAUAGUACAUUGAAGCGUGACUCCCUCGCACAAAUUCUACAGCUCACAUCUAGGAACUUCCCUGAAGAAUUGGUUGAAGGUUUCAAAGGGAAGUUGCGGAACAAACGAAAAGUUCAAUGGAAUCCCGAGUCAGGGCUGCAAAAAUUGGACUUUCUCGAGAAGCGCGAAGAAUCUCUCAAGGGGCAGGACAAGGAUGACAAGGAGAAGAAAGAAGGAGAAGAAGGUGAAGACGAAGAAGACGAAGAGGACGAUGCACAGUCUGAGGAACUUACCGAUGAUGAUUAUUAUCAGAACGAAUACUUCGACGACGACGAAGACGAUUACAACAUGGAAGACGAUGGUGGAGAUGAACCAACAUAUUAGUCACACUAUGGAAAGUGGUGGUAAGAUUUGGAAGGCCAUUGGGGCUUGUUUCUCCAACUUCAAUCAUUUAAUUGGUAGGCCAUUUGAGUAAAAUAAGAUUCUUGUUUUUUUUUUUUUUUUGAGACUGUAAAGUAUUAUAUUUUUAAAUAAUU